AUGAUUUAAUAGAAAUAAUAUUUUAACGAUCUAUAAAAAUUUAUAAGCUCCUAACUUUAAUCUCAUUAGGUUCUCUGUAUUAAUAUUAAUAGGUCGAAUGAAAUUGGUGAUAAAGUCUCAUCACAUUUAGGCUUUGCUUUAACAAAGUGUAUUAAUCUCUCAAAUUUAACACUUUUUCUUAAAUAGAAUUAAAUUGGUGUAAUUGGUAUAUAAGAAUUAGGUUCUGGUUUAGCAUAGUGCACUAAUCUCUCAAAUUUGAUACUUGACCUUGAGAGGAAUAAAAUUGGUGAUGAAGGUUCAUCAGAUUUAGGUUCUGCUUUAGCAAAGUGCACUAAUCUCUCAAAUUUAACCCUUGAUCUUAGGUGGAAUUUUAUUGGUGAUAAAGGUAUGUCAAGCUUAAGUUCUUGUUUAGUAAAGUUUACUAAUCUUUCAAAUUUGACAAUUGACCUUAGUUACAAUUAUUUUAGUGAUGAAGGUACAUCAGGAUUAGGUUCUGGUUUAGCAGAGUGCACUAAUCUUUCAUUUUUGAAACUUCAUCUUAAUUGGAGUUAUAUUGGUGUAAUUGGUGUGUCAGGUUUAUGUUCUGGUAUAGAAAAGUGCACUAAUCUCUCAAAUUUGACACUUGCUCUAAACUGUAAUUUAAUUGGUGAUGAGGGUGCAUCAGGCUUAGGAUUUUGUUUAGUAAAGUGCACUAAUCUCUAAAAUUUGAAGCUUCGUCUUAGCCAGAAUCAAAUUGGUGUAGAAUAGAAUAGAAUAGAAUACUCGCACAUAAAUAUGCACUCAGAAUACAUCUUAAACAAUUAGUUUUAUAAUAGUUAUAUAAAUUUAAAUGUGUUUAUAUUUUUUAUUUUUUGA
Molecule: messenger RNA, 855 nt
Organism: Tetrahymena thermophila SB210
Lineage: Eukaryota; Ciliophora; Oligohymenophorea; Hymenostomatida; Tetrahymenidae
Exons: 10
Biological process (GO): activation of GTPase activity; nucleocytoplasmic transport
Cellular component (GO): perinuclear region of cytoplasm; cytosol; nucleus
Molecular function (GO): small GTPase binding; GTPase activator activity
Source: RefSeq, a predicted model, not a curated record